Molecule: messenger RNA, 1892 nt
Organism: Cuscuta campestris
Lineage: Eukaryota; Viridiplantae; Streptophyta; Magnoliopsida; Solanales; Convolvulaceae
Source: the annotation of a GenBank genome assembly
GUUUUAAGAAUUUAAUCAAAAAUAAAUUUGCCCUAACGGCCUAACGUUAGAGCAACGUAAUUGCCGUUCUUUGUGUCCCUCUCUCUCUCCAAACAUUAAUUCACAUUCCCCUCCCUCUCCCUCUCUGAUGGUGAGCUUGGUUCAGGUCGGAAAUUCUGACUGCAGGAGCCGGAUUUCCGAUCAAUGGACAUUGAUUUCUGAUUUCCAGAGGAGAAACGGCUUGGUUUCCUCUGUAAUCUGAGGGUUGAAAGAAAAGGCUAGGGUUUUGCAGGGAGGAAGGAGAGGCUUGUUGCCUCGCAAUGUGGACGCCAAAUAGGAGGGUUUAGGGUUCGUGAUUGCGGAGUUUUUAAGGGCUUGGAAAAUGGGGAGUCUUUGGAACUCUGAGAAGGAAGAUGAGCUAGCAUUGUUCUUUGAAAUGCGCACGCGGGAAGACGAUCUUCUCCUGCUUCAGAAUUCUGAUGUGUUUGAUGCUCCUCUUGGAUCAACAGCUGGAAGCUCUCCAAGAUUCAGUAUUGCGUCGGCUGCUGCUGCUUUGGAGAUUGAUGCUGAUGAUUUGCUGAGUGCAGAAACUGAUAAAAAUGACUAUGAAUGGCUUAUGUCACCUCCUAAUACUCCACUUUUCCCUUCAUUGGAGUUGGAGUCAGCAGAAACAGUAACAGAAAAUCUGUUGGGAACACCUGAAACCUUUGCACCUGUGCAAACGCGCAAGCUAUCAGAUCCCUAUCAGUCCAGUGCAAGAAGAAGCAGCUUCGCAACUAAAGACCCAAGAUCUCCACAGUUAAACAUUUCAAGUGCAGCUGGUGGCCGAACGCCCUCCACAUCUUCAAGCAGAUCAAAACAUUCAACCUCAAGUGGGAAACUGUAUUCGAGCAAAUCCAUGUCAGCGUCGACCUCAUCAUCAUUGACGUCUAAACCAACACCAAGCACACCAUUGAAACGAUCAUCAACUAGAGUGAGCCCUAUACUAUCAUCAUCCAGUGCCACAUUGCAUUCAACCAAUCAGCAACACAAAACGAGGUCCUCCUCCACGCCAACUAUGAGGCCAUCUAUUAUUCAUGCUCAACCUAAGUCAACACCAAGGAAUUCAACCCUAACUUUACAGCCGAAAAAGACAACGCAAAAUCUCCACCCCCAACAUUCUACUUCUCUAGCUACAAAACAGAGAUCGCCAAGGCCCCCUACUCCCUUGCGUAACUCUCUUGAUGCUACUUCUAUGACACCAUCACUACCAGACAAGCAGCCAGGAUCUACCCCCACUAGGGGUAGAUCCGGAGCACAUGCUGAACCCCCUUCUUCUGUAAGAGGGUCUAGGCGUCAAUCGUGUUCUCCGAGGAGAGGCCUUCCAUCUCCUAAUCAAUUUAUCCAUAGCAGCGGUGGAAGAUCUGUUCCUCCCUCAAAUAUGAGUUGCUUACACGCCAAAGCUAACAUUAAGGCUAGCCCCGCUGCAGUUGGAACUAAGAUGGUUGAGAGAGUGGUAAGUAUGCAGAAACUGGCCCCGCCGAAGCAAGACAACAAUAGUAGCAGACAUUCUUCUUCCAGCUCCGGACUUGGUAGGACAAUCUCGAAAAAAUCUUUGGAUAUGGCUAUGAGGCACAUGGAUAUUAAGCGAAGCCUUCCAACGAGUAACAUAAAGCCAUUGAUGACUCAAAUUCCAGCAUCAUCAACACCAUCGUACAGAACAAGUUCAGGACGGGCUCAAAGUAAAGCAGAAAGUGUUAGCCACGGGACUGAUGGGUCCAGAGCAGAGAAUCUCAUUAAUAAAGGUGAUUCUCAAAUUCACCAUGCUCGUAUUGAUGAUGGAUAAUACUUUGGGUCAUUCUGUUGCAGAAUAUAUAUCGUAUUGAGUAGUUUUGGGGGGGGGGGGGGUUGUUUACUUAUGUACAGAUCAAUGU